CAGGUAUGCAGACCCGGUCGCGUUCCCGCAAGUCUGGCUCGCUCACGCCUGCGCCUUCUUCCUCCCCCGCGCAGCAGCCAGCCAUCUUGAAGCAGGAGCCUGCUCCCUCGCGAACGCCGAGCCCUUCCUCUGCUCCCCUUGCCGAACCCGAGCCUGUUCAGGAGCAGAUAGCUGCUCCUGCUGAUCAGUUUACUACUCGGACGAAACGCGUUAAAUCGCAAAAGAAGAAGAAAUCGCGGUCUGCUUGGUCUGCUUUCCGUGCAGUUUUGGCUGGCCUCGUCCAUAUGUAUGUUCCGCUCCCUCUUCCUUCUACUUUCUACCUUUCUAAUUAGAGUCUUUAGCACUCUCAUAAACUACCUCCUCUACUUUGCAUUCGUCAAAUGCCCCUCGGAUCCCGACCACAACCCAACCGCCUGCCCAAAGCUCAACAGCCUGACGGCUCCCCUGCGCGACGCCGAAUUCACACAGCAGCACAUCACUCCCUACCUGAUCCGCGCGCAGGCUUCCUACGAUAAACAUCUCGCCCCUUCGGUUGCGCAGGUUGGCGAACUCGCGCAGAAACAGUACGAUGUAUACGCAAAGGACCGCGUCGAGAGCAUCAAGGACAGUCUUAAAGAGUACACCCCGGCCGAUGUGAAGGCCGCGCUGCAGACAAAUUGCGCCGUCUUGACCGAGAAGGCGGUGGAAGCGUCCAAGUAUGCGAAGCAGCAGGCAGUGCCGAUGGCAAAGGUGUUUGCGUCAAAAGCUCACCGAUUCGUGCAGCUCGUGUGGUUGCAUGUCAAGAUGGUGUACAAUAAGUAUAUCCUGUUUUACGCUCGCUCGAUAUACCACGACAGAGUUGAGAACGUAAUCUCCAGAGUGAUGGAGAAGGUGUUGCACACUGAGACAUCUUCCUUUGUCGACGUCGACUCCAACACAGAAAAUGCGGCAGCGACAGCGAGCGACGGCACUCCUACUUCUUCUCACUCGAUCGCACCAGUGACUUCCUCCUCAAACAAGCAGCUCUCUGCGGCCACACCCUACAUGACACCAAAGGCUGAGCCCGAGGACGAGGCGCAUCUCGAGCUGAUCCAGGCUGAUAUACUGUCCUGGAACGAGAAAUUCCGCAGCUCGGGCAAGUCGGCCAUCAGCUCGCUCUCAGAAGAUCUCGAAGGAUUGUUUGACGAAGCGCGCGUGGCGCUGAGAGACGCCGGGAGAACCAACCUGACUGUGGCUAGCGACAAGAUCGAGACAGUGCUGGGAUCUGAUAGUGCGCAGACGACGGAGGGCCUGCAGUAUAUUCUGUCUGACAUCUUGUUGCCAACCGCAGACAAGGUCCGCAGUGCGGCGGUCGAGGCCGCGAAUGCAGUGCUCCGCGAGGCUGAGCUGACGCGCAACUCGACGCUCGACAUCUUCCGAACGGUUACAAACGUAGGACUGCACGAACUCGCGCGGAAGUGGGCGGUGAUGGACGGUAUCACGUGGAAGGAUUGGAAGGAGUUCAAGCUGCUGCGGGACAUGGUUGAUGAUUUUGCGCAGGUGAUUGAGUCGAUUCCGAUUGAUACUAGUGUCGUGAGAAGUGCGCUCAAUCAUGUCGAUGGCGAGAUUGAUGCGUGGAUUCAGGAGGUUGAGGAUAAGAUUGAGAAGUUGUUGGAUGAGGCGCGGUUGCGGGAGGAGAAGGAGAAGGCGAAGAGCAGUAGUGAGGCGGAGGGUGCGGCGGAUGAUAAGACUGACGACAAAGAUGAGGAAGAUGAGGAAGAUGAGGACGACUACGACGAAGAUGAAGAAUAUGAUGAGGACGAGGAGCUGGAGCACAUUACGUCUACGCUGACGUCUACGGUGACAAUUGUGCGUUCAGUCCCGAGCAGUAGUGACGACAGCAGCAGUAGUAGUCUCGACAGUAGCUCAGAGGCCGUACACGACGAACUAUGAGCCGAAAAGAGACUGUAUAAUAAAUACACUAUACAUUUUGAAGAAGAAUUACGACUGCUGGAUCGGGAAGACAAGACAAUAAGCCAAGAUGCACGCCACAGCUGUCGGUCGAAAAUGACUAGCCAAUGCGGGUCGAGAAGUGCAAUCUGUGGCGCUGAUGCACCCUGAACCGGAGACUCUUUAAAUAGAACGGUGACCGAAUGCAUUUAUCCAGGUCCGGUGAGGACAUGCAAAGCUGUUGAUGAGGAUUACACAUAAAAAGAAUCCUCUAAAUACGGCAGUAUAGUACUCUUCUUCUUUUCAAGUAGAUAUAGUAAGGCAAG
Molecule: messenger RNA, 2234 nt
Organism: Myxozyma melibiosi
Lineage: Eukaryota; Fungi; Ascomycota; Lipomycetes; Lipomycetales; Lipomycetaceae
Exons: 1
Coding region: 289-1911 (540 amino acids)
Source: RefSeq, a predicted model, not a curated record